Messenger RNA from Colletotrichum higginsianum IMI 349063, 1785 nucleotides. RefSeq names its product CorA-like Mg2+ transporter. The coding region runs from base 1 to 1785 and encodes 594 amino acids. The record is from RefSeq and is a predicted model, not a curated record. The transcript is spliced from 2 exons. Gene Ontology annotation, biological process: magnesium ion transmembrane transport; intracellular magnesium ion homeostasis. NCBI's taxonomy places the organism in Eukaryota, Fungi, Ascomycota, Sordariomycetes, Glomerellales, Glomerellaceae. Gene Ontology annotation, cellular component: plasma membrane. Gene Ontology annotation, molecular function: magnesium ion transmembrane transporter activity.
AUGGCGCGCCAGACAGACGACCAUGCUAAUGAAGGGCCCUGGGACCCCCCGCGGCUGUCUCCCAUCAUGGCCUCCCGACAAGUCGACGUCUCCAGCCCUCGCGGCAGAGAUGCCGAGACUGGCCAUGUUCGCGACUUUGCGAGCCUGGCCAACCUCGAAUCCCCCGUCAUGCAGCCCCUGAGCAGGCGUCCCACCAUCGAGUCGUCCCGUCGGACGGUGUCCCCUCCCAACUCCGUCAAGGCCUUCGCCAACGCCCGCCGACGAGGACAGGAUGCCGAUGUGCACGACGCAAGACCAGGCCGUAGACAGCUGGGCGACCCGAAUGAUGAGAAGGAGGACACGGGCCCGGAGAAGCGCACUGGCGGCGGUCCUCCCCGUAGUGUCAUCAGCCGGCUGGACGUCCCCGAUGUUCAACGUACCUACGACCGGGUUGCCGUGGUCAAGUUCUUGGGGGAGACGAGCAAGCGCGAAAACCCGAGGGAUGGACUUGACAUCGACUUUGAAUGUCUCCAGACCCUGAUCGACUCGGAGGACCGUGACCGCUUCGCCGACCCCGACUUUGGCAAUCUCCCCGACAGCUCCAUCCCGACCGUCGUGCCCAUGUUCACUUCCGACGGUGACUACAUCGACAUGCCGUCCGAGCCGGUUUCGGACUCGGGCGACAAGGAGACCGGAGCCCACGGGCGGCCGCCGCCGACGCGGCCCAGGAUCGUCCACCAGGGCGAGCAGAGCCGCUUCAACUUCUUCUCCUCCGCGCUGGAGUCCACCAUCCACGCCGCCGAGUUCGGCGACCUCGUCCUGCCGGAAGAGAACAUCAGGUCUCUGUUCGACCUCCCCCCCGAGGGCGAGUCCGACGGCGUCUGGUGGCUCAACAUGAACAGCCCGAGCGGCAGCGAGGUCUGGACCAUCUGCAAGGCGUUCGGCAUCCACCCCCUCACCAUCGAGGACAUCAUCCACAAGGAAAGCCGCGAGAAGAUCGAGCUCUUCCCGUCCUACUACUUCGCCUGCUUCCGGUCCUUCACCGUCGUCGAGGAGGACGGCGAGAUCGACUACCACCCCUUCAACGUCUACGUGGUCGUCUUCAAAGAGGGCAUCAUCAGCUUCAGCUUCACGUCGAACAUGCAUGCCUCGCGGGUCCGCUUCCGCAUCUCUCAACUCAAGGAGCAGGUGUCUCUGAGCAGCGACUGGAUAUGCUACGCUCUGAUCGACGACAUCGUCGACUCGUUCGGCCCGGCCAUCAACCAGAUCGAGCACGAGGCCGACGCCAUCGAGGACCAGGUCUUCAUCACCCGCGUCGAGGACAACCAGGCCUUCCUCCGCAAGAUCGGCUACACCCGCAAGAACGUCAUGAGCCUCAUGCGUCUGCUCGGCGGCAAGGCCGACGUCCUCCGAGCCUUCACCAAGCGCUGCACCGAGGACUACGAGGUCACGCCGCACAUGGACAUCGCCCUGUACCUCGGCGACAUCCAGGACCACGCCGUGACCAUGAUGAAUAGCCUGGUGCACUUCGACACGAUGCUCUCGCGCUCCCACAGCAACUACCUCGCCCAGCUCUCCAUCGACAACAUCGACAUGGGCAACCGCACCAACGAGUUCCUGAGCCGCGUCACCGUCAUCGCCACCGUCAUCGUGCCCCUCAACGUCAUCUGCGGUCUCUUCGGCAUGAACGUCAAGGUGCCCUGGGGCGAUGACCAGAACCUGAACGCCUUCUUCGGCAUCCUGGGCGGCAUCCUGGCCUUUGCGCUUCUCUCUGUGAUUCUGGCUCGCCGGUUCAAGUAUCUGUGA